AUGGAUCCAAGUCUAAGCGAACGCGAGUAUGAUGUGGUGGUUGUAGGUACGGGCAUGGUGGAGGGUAUUUUAGCAGGAGCAUUGGCACGAAUUGGCAAAAAAGUGUUGCACUUAGACCAGAACGAUUACUAUGGCAGUAAUUAUGCAUCUUUCCCAUUAGCUCAAUUUCGACGGUGGACAAAGAAUGAAGUCAUUGCUCCUAGAGAAGAAGAUGACGAAAAAAGUGGCCAAGUUGCAUCAAAGUCAAUUGGACCACUUGAUGAUACUAUUCACCAAGUGAUACCAAUGCAACAUUCCUUCCAGUGUCAAUUACUACAAGAGUGUUUUGUGGAUAAUGCCACAAAGACGAAAUUAUUGGGACAAUCUUCGGCAUUCAGUAUUGAUGUGAAUCCACGGCUUUUGCUGUCAUCAGAGCAGCUCGUUGAGACCUUAAUUACGUCGGGAGUUGGGAGGUAUCUUGAAUUUGCCGCCAUUGAACGGACAUACGUUCAUUUGCCCACCUUAGAUAAUUCUGAGUCUGAUACUGUGUGGCAUGUACCGUGUUCUAAAACGGAUGUUUUUCAAAGUAAAUUAUUGGGAAUGGUUGAAAAGCGACAAUUAAUGAAAUUUCUUCAAUUUGUGGCAGAUUAUGGCGACACGCACAUUUUGCACGAAGACAUAAAGACCAAAAACGAGCGGUCUCUUGCGCUUGGACGUGCUUUAAAACGACCGCAAAACAAACUUAGUCAAGUCGACGAUGAAGUUGCACUUGCUUCGUACCUCGAAAUGUCUUUUCACGACUUCUUAGCACAAUAUUUUCAUCUUUCCAAUAAGUUGCAGCAAAUUAUUGUCUAUUGUGUUGGAUUGGCAACAUUCUCUGCCACAAAUCAACAACUUUCCGCUCGGGAUGGACUUGUGGCGGUAUACCGUUAUGUGGCAUCCAUUGGUCGAUUCGCUGGUACCGCAUUUCUCACACCGUUAUACGGCAUAAGCGAAUUAGCUCAAAGUUUCUGUCGACUGAGUGCUGUCUAUGGUGGUGUUUACGUGCUUCGCGCACCUAUUGACGCGUUUGUGUUGAAUUUAGAAACGAAAAGUGUUUGUGGUGUACGUGCCACAGAUGGCAAUAUAUGUCGUGCAAAGCAUAUUGUGGCAAAUGGCAGUUAUGCAACAAGUUUGUAUCCGAGUGGCAUGUCAGGACGUGGCCAUGGCAAAGUGUUGCGUGGUAUAUUCUUAUUAAGAAACUCACUACGUCAUGGUGUCAACCGUCUCAUGCUUGUCAUUCCUCCUGACGAUCAGGAAUUUCAUAACCCAUUUGCAAUUCAAGUGAUCCAAUUGGAUGCAGGAGUGUAUGCGUGUCCAAAGGGUUACGUUUUAGUGCAUGUCUCAACUCCUUGGAGUCCUGAGUGGGUUCAUGAAUCAGAAAAGGAACUUAAGCUGAUGCAAUUGGUUAUACGACGUCUGAUUCUGAGUUCUAAAGCAGAAAAACAGACAAGUUCUCAACUGGCAACUUCCGAGGAAAACAACUGGAAUCCCGAAAUUGCGUGGCAUGUCAUUUUUACAGUGGACCACCUUACAUUUGGUCCCUCGACCGGUAAGUUACAGAGUACACACCUUCCAUCGAACAUUUAUGUCUGUGAAACAUCGUUUGAACGCUAUGAAUCGGGUUAUACUGUAAACCCAUUAGAACUUCAUUUAGAGAAUGCGAGUGCGAAUGCUCGCGCUAUUUUUGAAGCCAUGUGUCCAGGUGAACCAUUUUUACCAAAGAGUGCCAGUGCAGAACAAGCUGAACUAGAAGAACAGGAAUGUGAAGAGGAGGUAGUUUUACGAGCUGCACAAGAACUUGUACAGAAAACUCAGGGGAUAGAGGAAUCAAGUGACUUGAGUAAUAUUGAACAUGUUCUUGAAACAAUUGUAGUGGAUGAAAAGGACGAUGUGACAGCUGACGGUGUUGAAAUGGUUUGUACCAAAGAUCAUUUAAAUGAAUGUAACGAAGAAUAG
Plasmopara halstedii is the source of this 1977-nucleotide messenger RNA. Its product is annotated as rab proteins geranylgeranyltransferase component. Gene Ontology annotation, biological process: protein geranylgeranylation; vesicle-mediated transport; small GTPase-mediated signal transduction. The record is from RefSeq and is a predicted model, not a curated record. Bases 1 to 1977 code for a protein of 658 amino acids. The transcript is spliced from 3 exons. Gene Ontology annotation, cellular component: cytoplasm; Rab-protein geranylgeranyltransferase complex; cytosol. Gene Ontology annotation, molecular function: GDP-dissociation inhibitor activity. NCBI's taxonomy places the organism in Eukaryota, Oomycota, Peronosporomycetes, Peronosporales, Peronosporaceae.